Messenger RNA from Drosophila miranda, 910 nucleotides. Its product is annotated as chymotrypsin-like elastase family member 2A. Gene Ontology annotation, biological process: proteolysis. Bases 31 to 885 code for a protein of 284 amino acids. NCBI's taxonomy places the organism in Eukaryota, Metazoa, Arthropoda, Insecta, Diptera, Drosophilidae. The record is from RefSeq and is a predicted model, not a curated record. Gene Ontology annotation, molecular function: serine-type endopeptidase activity. The transcript has 6 exons.
CAUAAAUUAGUAUCUCUUCAACGAUCAACCAUGAAGGCUGCUUGCACGGGGAACCACCGAACGUACCUUCUGCUUUUUAGUACCGUCAUCAAUGCGCUUUCGCUCGGACUGAAGUCAUGCCACGCUGUGCCCAUUGUCGGCGGACGGAUUGUGUCAACCGUGGGCAGCACCAGCAAAUAUCCGUUUAUGGUCUCCUUGCAAGAUGUGAUAGUGGGGAAUGAAACUGAGAGAACUACCUAUCGACACUUUUGUGGUGGCAGCCUCAUAAGUGACCAAUGGAUCCUGUCGGCCGCACACUGUGUAUGGAGAAAGAACAUAAAUACCAUUUUUGCGUUUAUCGGCAAUGAGAACAUUGAAAAUGUUGAUCUGCUGGAACCAUAUGGUCUGGAAAGUGCCGAGUAUAUCUACUUUCAGCCAUCCAACUUCAGGAAUGAUAUUGUUCUGCUCUAUAUGAGACGUCGUUAUAGAAGUGCUUUAGGCAAGGAACUGCAAUUUGCCCAGCUUCCACCUCAGGGAAUGAAACCAGAUAGGAAUGAAUCAUGUCGAAUUAUUGGUUAUGGCGCCACACAGCAUGCAGGCCCAUGUCAGAAGGAACUUUCUGAAGCCGAGGUUCGGGUGAUAGGAAAUAAGGAAUGUCGCAAUAUCAUAGGACACAUCUGGGCUCCACAAAAUGGGGCAAACACUGUGUGUGCAAUGGGCACUGGGCAUCAGGACUCUUGCCAGGGCGACUCUGGGGGUCCUCUAAUCUGUCCAUACGGCGGCAGAGACUACAUCUACGGACUCGUUUCACAUGGUCUCACCUGCGGCAUCAAGGGAAUGCCCAGCAUCUAUACGGUGACCCGACCCUACCACGACUGGGUGCAGCUACUGCUACAUCAGUCGUAGAUCUCUGGAUGUGACUUGUAUAUAA